AUUGUUUGUUCAAGUUUAGCUUUUCGAACAAAAUUUGCGCCUUGACGCACUAUCCAUGGUAUCAACGAUGGUAGCUUGUUUAAAUUUUCUUGUGAUCAUCAGUUCCCUUCGCAUCAAUCGUUUUUGUUUUAAUGAACGUGUAAAUUACUUCAAUCAUAAUUUUAGUAAUUGUCAGUUGCAGCUGCUCAAGAAUAUUUACGGUAUAGUUAAUCGCUAUUAUGUCUGAGCCAAACAAAGGCAAUGACAAUAAUACACAGAAGGUAUCUGAGUCUAAUGAGCAGCCAAAGAAAUACCCUUCUCAUAUCACGCAAAGACAUAAAUCUGAGAAAACCGAUGAACGUGUAUCAAAGAAUGAGAAUGAGAGUGCAACAGCAUUGAAAGAUUCUCCACAUGAAAUAGUAACACAAGUUGCACAAGAAUCAUCUCAGCCAGAAGUAGAUUUAUCGAACAUGGUAAACGUCACACGUGAUCCAGAUGAUCCAGUUGGUUCUCCAAAAAUAGGCAGCAAUUCUGAGAGUAAAAAAGAUGAAAAUACCCCUCUGGAACAUGUCCCUAAAAAUUUUGCCGAAAAUAAAAGAAGUUUAGGUCUGAUUGAGGUAGUUGAUAAAAAGGAAGGCAAAAAAAAAAUUAAUCGUAAUGACCUGACUGAGGAGGAACUAGAUGAAAUUUGUGCUGGAAGAGAUGGUAAGGGAAGGUUUACUAAAACAAGAACGCCAGGGUUGGAUCCAAGAUUCCAGCAAACAAAUCAGACAUUGAGAUGCUUCGUCAUGUAUACAGACUUCUAUCGAUGUGAAAAUAUCCUUGGUGAAGGAAAAGUAGCAUGUCAGUGGUUCAAAGAUGUUUUCACUUCGAUAUGCCCACUUGACUGGGUUCGCAAGUGGGACGAAGCUCGAGAAGCUGGCCGAAUGCCGUGGUCAAAAGGCAACAGUCAGGGAAACUUUCCUGGUCAUAGUUACGGAGAUUGAAACAUACUUGGUUAAUGUACUUAAGAUCAGUCGAGUAAAUUUUUUUUUAAAAGAGUACCAACGAAUAUAAAAUAUUUACUGAAA
Diprion similis is the source of this 1049-nucleotide messenger RNA. Its product is annotated as cytochrome c oxidase subunit 6b-1-like. Gene Ontology annotation, cellular component: respiratory chain complex IV; mitochondrion. The transcript is spliced from 2 exons. Bases 219 to 965 code for a protein of 248 amino acids. The record is from RefSeq and is a predicted model, not a curated record. NCBI's taxonomy places the organism in Eukaryota, Metazoa, Arthropoda, Insecta, Hymenoptera, Diprionidae.